Molecule: messenger RNA, 768 nt
Organism: Penicillium lagena
Lineage: Eukaryota; Fungi; Ascomycota; Eurotiomycetes; Eurotiales; Aspergillaceae
Exons: 3
Coding region: 1-768 (255 amino acids)
Source: RefSeq, a predicted model, not a curated record
AUGAUACUGUGCAAUCCCCCCAAAGUCAAAACCAGCCUAAUCCCGGAAAGCAAUCGCCCCUGUGUCCUCUGUCUCGUGCACGUAAUUAUUGCAACCGUCGAUCCGAGCUGGCCAAGCACUGUCCCGAACGGAUCGACGGGGCGCUUCACGAUUGGUAGUGAGCAGAAGCAUGUCCCACAUGUCGCGUUGCACUUCCGCGGCUUUUUCUUCCCUUUCGGCUCUUUCACACGCAUACACUCGGUGUACCCCGACAUUAGCCAAAACCCAUACUUGGGGUGCUCCCAGAAUUGUAUGAAGAGCGCAGAGAAUGGUCCGUCUAUGCAGAACAAAUUUGUCCCGAACCGGAGCAUAGGCAAGCCGCUUCAAAAUUGCAUGACACGGAACAAGGACAGUCUGGCCAGGCAAGCUAGCGGAGCGUGUCCUAGAAAGGCAUGGGUUCCAGGCACUACUGUAUCGUCUCCGACCAUAGACUCGGAAAGAUUUGGGAUAGUGAAACCGGGCCAAACCGAAAUUGGCUCAUCUGCAGGCGACGGUCGAGAAGCAAGUCAUUUUAGAAUUGCAUAUGGAGAAUCCCAACCCCUCCCUACUCCGAAUGGAUUUAACAAUGCCGAGGCAUGUUACACCGACCGUCAGGGUCUCGACGAUCCGGUAUUCCCUGCAGGACUCGUGCUGAGGAGGCUGAGAGACUAUCAUGAUGUACAGCAAAGUGGUCGAUGCGACAGCCGCAUGUAUCACCCUUUUCAAGAGGCAUUGGACCGAAGUAUGUAG